Blastomyces gilchristii SLH14081 is the source of this 3946-nucleotide messenger RNA. Its product is annotated as aminodeoxychorismate synthase. The record is from RefSeq and is a predicted model, not a curated record. Gene Ontology annotation, biological process: L-tryptophan biosynthetic process. The coding region runs from base 826 to 3450 and encodes 874 amino acids. The transcript has a single exon. Lineage: Eukaryota; Fungi; Ascomycota; Eurotiomycetes; Onygenales; Ajellomycetaceae.
CAUUACAGUCUACAACAAAGUGCGACUGCAUCUUAUCUUAUCUUAUCCUCUUCCCGCUGUGCCCGGAUACUUCCUGCUCAAAGCUUAUUCUUAGUCAUGACACGGAAAGAGGCGGCCAUUUUUUCCCCCUUCUCGCAAAACAAACUAAGUACCUUGAGCAUCUCAAUUCUCAUUUUAUUCCCUUUCACACAUACCACUCUCUCUCUCUCUCUGCUCAACGAGGAGAAUCCCCGGCUGCUGCUUGUGAGACUUGACAUAUCAUUGAUAAUUUCCUUUUUACCCGAUUCUUUGUCUAUACUCGGGGUUCCACUCUUUUGCUUCGAGUGGCUAUAUUCUCCAUCUGGCAUAGCGAUUAGCUAGGUCGGUCAAUGUGGGGAUAGCUCCUCCAGCGAACCCGGGCAUCCCUAUUUAUUUAUAUACAUAUAUAUUUUUACUUUCUAUUAUUUUCUGGCUGUUCACUUCUUUUUUCUUUUUCUUUUUCUUUUUUCUUUUUUUUCUUUUUUUGAACAACUAGGCUAUUCCAGCCUCACCUCCUGCAUCAGAACUGCCUGAUAGCUAGCAGUCUUCGUGCAGCCAUAUCUCCGCCUCUGGACUCAGACAACGAGGGACAACGAGCUCUCUCUAAUACUUAGGCGAGGAGAAACCCUGAUCCUGUUCAUUUUCUGCGGCUCGAUUGUCCCGACUACCAUCCAUUUUGGCUGAAAGGCAAAGGGGUGCUUUACGCGUUACCAUCUUUUUGGGGCAGAGUACCCUAGGGAGCACGUCUGAUUUCACUAUCAUUUUACUAUUCCUUGUGAUUCUAAUACCUACUUUCUAAUUGCCGCCAUGACGCGUAAUAAGCCCAAGGUCAAGGGUCCGGGACGUAUUUUAUAUAUUGACGCCUAUGACUCGUUUAGCCGUAACGUCGUUGAUCUGAUCGAAAGUACGCUAGAUGUUGUGGUCGCCGUUAGGAAGAUUGAUGAUUCCGAAUGGCCAGAGGACAGAGAGACGUUUAUUAAUGGAUAUGAUGCUAUUGUCGCCGGUCCCGGGCCGGGGACCCCAACAAAUCCAAAGGAUGUGGGUAUUAUGGGUGAUAUAUGGGAGUUGAAUGUUCCCGUUUUGGGUAUUUGUCUUGGGUUUCAAAGUCUCUGCCUGAACUAUGGCGCAUCUAUCCGCAAGCUCCCCGAACCCCGCCAUGGGAAAGUGGUUACAUUUGCGCAUUCUGGAACGGAUAUCUUUGAUAACUUGCCCGCAAGUCUUGACGUUACGCUGUAUCACUCGUUACAGGUGGAUUUGGAACAUGAACUAGAAGCGUCUGGGGACAUCUCUGACCGCCAGCUAUGCUGGAGUUCAAGUGCAAAGUGUCCAGAUCUGGUACCUCUCGCGUGGUUCCGUGAUGGUGCAACACCUGGUGAAGCUAACCUGAUGGCUGUUCGCCAUCGCGCGAAGCCCUUGUGGGGUGUGCAGUUUCACCCUGAAUCCUGCAAAUCCGAUAUAGCCUGUCGUGAUAUGAUCAAGAACUGGUGGACGUCUGCUGUUGAGCACAAUUCUAAAUUUCGGAAUGUUACCAAGGGGCCGUUCAAAUUUCGUGAUCCCUUAGCUAUAGGCGAUAUCCCUUUCGAGACCAGCGAUGAAAUUCUCGAGUGGUGCAGUUCGUCAACUAACACAUCAUCAUAUCGAACCUUCGAUCGCGGUUACUUGACAACGGCAAAAAUAUGCGAACUUGUCGAUGCCCCAGAGGCAUCAUGUGUCGUUCUAGAUUCGAACUCGAAGUACAGCAUUAUAUCCGUUCUUAGCCCUGGCUCAUGGUCACUCGAGUACUCCCUUUCCACGCGAACCAGUACCUUCUCCCGUUUAUCCGGCUUAAAGUCGAGUAAGGAAUACCGCCAAGAACAUUACCAAGUUUGGGAACUCUUGCGUCGCAUCCUCUCCAAAAAGAAGGUUUUGGACGGAUGUAGUUCUCUACCUUUCUGGGGUGGUUUUAUGGGCUAUUUUUCUUACGAAAUGGGCCUUGCUGAUCUGGAUAACGAGAUGACCCCGGAAAUGACGAGCAGCGAUGGCACUACGGAUGUGGGUCUGCUGUGGGUUGAGCGAAGCAUUGUGAUCGACCAGAAGGCUCAGCAAAUUCACGUUCAGUCAAUUCGAGAGUUUGACGAGCAGCCUGGUGAAUGGAUAGAUCUUAUAACGAAACGGCUUCUUGGAUUCGCAUAUACAAACUCAAUGGAUAGUAUCAUGCUCAAUCUCGCGGUGACUUCGCAUCAUAAGGUCGAGGAUAGCAACUAUCUCCUGCGGAUGAAGUAUUCUGAUGAGCAACUCGCGAACAUGAUGGUCAAGGGAUCCAGAAUCAUCAAGCCUGACGAAUGUGUUUACAAGGCGAAAAUUGCAAAAUGCCAAGAGUAUAUUCGUGACGGCGAAUCCUAUGAGCUUUGCUUGACGGAUCAAACAAAGGUGGCUCUCCCCCGAUGCCAAUACAGGCAAGAGGCGACCCUCCGUCCUUGGAUUUUGUAUAAGCGACUUCGGAAAUAUACCCCAGCCACCUACGGCGCGUUCGCGAGAAUCGGCAGCGCCGCAAUCAUCAGCAGCAGUCCUGAGUGCUUCUUGCAGUAUGACAGGAAUUGUCAAAUCGACAUGAAACCGAUGAAGGGCACCGUCAAGAAAAGUGAGGGUAUGACGCUGGAAAAAGCCAAGGAAAUUCUAAAUACGCCGAAGGAGAUGGGCGAGAACUUGAUGAUUGCAGAUCUAGUGCGGCAUGACCUAUUCAAUGUGUGCAACUCUGGUGGCGUGACUGUCCAUAAACUGCUUGAAGUGGAAGAUCAUGGCCGGGUCUAUCAGCUCAUCACUCAUGUCAGGGGUAAUCCGCAGACUGUUGCGCCAGCUGCGAAGCUACGAGAAAAAACCACACCGCAUGAUUAUUCCGCUCUUCGUGAAUGUCUACCCCCGGGAUCCAUGACUGGUGCGCCAAAGAAACGAUCAUGCCAAAUUUUACAGAAAAUUGAAGGAGAGAAGCGCGGUAUCUACUCUGGUGUGAUGGGCUACUUUGAUGCUGGGGGUCAGGCAUGCUUUUCUGUUCUCAUCCGCACUGCAUAUUGCUGGAGCAACACCACGGAUAAGGAAGAGGUGUGGCGCAUUGGGGCUGGAGGGGCAGUCACAGCGCUGAGUACCCCCGAGGGGGAGUGGGAUGAGAUGGUCACGAAGCUGGACACGGUCUUGGGGAUAUUCCGCAGUUCAGCAGAGGGCGAUGAGAAUGGGGAUGCGGAUGCGGAUGCUUGUGUGAAUGGAGAUGGAAAUGCUGCUGAUGCUGGUCAGCAGAAGAAAAGAUCUGUGCUGCGGGACAUACUCCAUGAUUAUCCCGGAUAUGGUCCGGAUCCCAAGUACGCCCAUGGAAGCAUACGCCAUACAACAAUCGAGGAUGAGCACGAUGAUUCUUCGUUGUCUGCAAAUGAGAAUAAACCCACGUCUCCUAGCCGAUAGAACUCGGGGAUUUAAGGGGUAGGGUAAAAGAUGGAUGGUUUCGGAACCUCUCUAUUUUACAGUAUAUUUCAAGGUUCUCGUUUUAUUCUCUCGUUUUAUACUUUUGGUCAACCGUUGAACAUCCCUACCCAUUCAUCAUUCAUUAGGUAGACGGCAUGGCAUUGCAUAUAAUAAAUUAGAUAUUUGGGGUUGGAGGCGUUUCAACACAGCGUGGGUUUCAAGUUUUUUGUUUGCGUGUACUAUUAUUAUUCCUGAUAGAAUAUUUUUAGAAGAUUGAUCCCGUUUUACAGGUCUACAAGCUAUUGUUUUUUGUUUCGGGCUAGCUAUUUCUUACUAGCUUACAUCCUUGGAUUUUGUAGGCUACUGGGGCAAAAGAGCUCAGUCACCACCAGCGCUGCUGGUAGAAGCGCCGAUCAACCCGGGACCCUCAACAGAUUUUUCAAGGCUUAUUGCUGUAAACCGUCCCUUUUCCCACCACGCUCUACACCACCAUCGC